AGAGACAGAGAGAGAGAGAGAAGUUACAGUGCUCUGUUAUUGCACUGUACCAUUCCCUUCUUGACCUGAAGACCUGACCGGAGAGAGAGAAAGAGAGAGAGAGCAAGCGAGAGCAGAGAGAGAGUGAGAGAGAGAGAGAGAGAGAGAGAGAGCGGAGCUUGAGAUGGCUCCUGGCACCACUCAGUAUCAGACACCACAAGUGGACCACACAAGCCAGAGGAUAUAAGUGGACACUUUUCUGCUUUCAAGACUUUUCCAGGAUUACACGUUGCGGCUGUUAAUUACUUAAAGCUGGGGACGCCACAGCAGCAGCAGGUAAGAUGAGGUCCAAAAGCAGCGGGGUGGAGAGCCCAGCCAAUGGGGUGCUCGGGGUCCCACAGGCCGAUCAUGGCAUCAGCCAAGAACAGGAAGUGGGUCUGCCUGUGAAGAGCCUGAAGGCCAAAGUUCAACAGGAGGAAAGUGAGGACAAGGUGGAGGUGGAGGUGGAGGUCAUCUCAGACAAGGAGAAGCUACUGCUCGACUCCACCGAGGCUGGAGAAAAAAGAGGGAAUGUUGUGAAUAUGUCCAAAGAGGAGCUUCUGAAACUGCUCGGGAUCAUGGAAGGAGAAGUUCAGGCCAGAGAAGAUGUGAUCUGCUUGCUGAAGUCCAAACAGACUCCCCCAGAGGCCCUUGAAUCACAGUACGGCUCUGCGGUCCCUGGCUCGGCUCUCCAGGCCUUACAGAGGGAUGGCUUCAUCACUGGAACCAAGCCUCACAACCACAGUGUCUACCAAAAGCCUAUGGUUGAGCUGGAACGCCUCCAGGAGAAGCACAAGGAGACGUACCGGCGGAUGCUCGGCCAGUUGCUGCUCGCUGAAAAGUGCCACCGUCGCACUGUUCACGAGCUGGACACGGAGAAGCGUAAACAUGCCGACUACAUGAACAAGAGCGACGACUUCACCAACCUCCUGGAGCAGGAGAGGGAAAGAUUGAAGAGGUUGCUUGAGAACGAGAAAGCCUACCAGGUACGAAAGGAGAACGAGCACUCCAAACGUCUGGCCAAGGUGCGAGAGGAGCUGGUCAAACUGAAGUCUUUUGCCUUGAUGUUGGUCAAUGAGCGUCAGCAGCACCUAGAGCAAUUAGACCAACAGACCCAACGGGUCCAGGAGCUGAGCCAACAGCUACAGCAGCAGAACCAAGCUCUGAACGAAGCCAAGGAGCAUGCCCAGGAAGAUAGCCACAGGGUGCUGAGCCUGGAAGCUGAGCUUAAAGAGAAAUCCGGCAAGCUCACCCAACAACACGAAGAGAUGAGCGCCAAACUGGCCAGUCAGGAGGUCCAUAACCGCCAACUUAAUGCCAAGCUUUUGGGGCUUACGCAUAAAGUGGAGGAGCUAGAGGAAAGCAACAGAGCUUUGAGAAAAUCUGAGGAGGAACUCCAAGAGCUAAGAGAGAAGAUCAGCAAAGGGGAGUGUGGCAACUCCAACUUGAUUGCCGAACUGGAGAACUUGCGGAAGCGGGUGCUGGAGAUGGAGGGAAAGGAUGAAGAGAUUACAAAAACAGAAAAUCAGUGUAAAGAGCUAAGGAAGAGGCUACAAGAGGAGAAUGGAAAGAGUAAAGAUCUCAGGCUGGAAGUGGAGAAGCUCCAAAAGAGAAUGGCGGAGUUAGAAAAACUUGAGUGUACAUUCAACAGUAGCAAAGCUGAAUGUGCACAGUUACACACUGCUCUGGAACGGGAGAAAGUCCUGAAUAAAGAGCUUUCAGAUGAAGUGGUAGCUCUCAAGAUCCGUAUGAAAGAGCUUGAGUCUUCUGAGCUCAAGCUAGAAAAGUCUGAGCUGAGCCUUAAGGAUGACCUUAGUAAGCUUAAGUCAUUAACGGUUGCGUUGAUGGACGAACGAAAGAACUUGAUGGAAACAAUGAAGUCUGAUGAGAAGAAAAAGGAUGAUUUGAGCAUUAUGGUCAAAACUGAGCAGGGUAAGGUUAUGGAGGUGACAGAAAAACUGAUAGAAGAAAGCAAAAAGCUCCUUAAAUUAAAAUCAGAGAUGGAAACAAAAGUAGAGACUUUAACCAUUGAAAAGGGGGAGCUUAGCACCAAGCUCGCUUAUGAAAUUGACAAAACAAAAGAUCUUAAUUCUAAGGUCAGCCAAAUGAAAAAGAGGUUGGAUGCGUUUGAGCAAGCAGAAAAGCUGUCUGUGAAGAAUUCAGUCAGAAUGUCUGAUCCCAUUAGAAAAGAUGACAACAAAAUUAAGGAGCUCACAUUUGAAAUUGAGCGCCUGAAAAACCGUCUCAAGCAACUUGAAGUGGUAGAGGGAGAUUUAAUCAAGACAGAGGAUCAGUAUGACAUGUUAGAGAAAAGGUUCUUGACUGAACAGGACAAAGCCAACAUUCUCUCUCAGCAGGUAGAGGAAAUGAAGAAUCAGAUUGCACAUAACAAAGCAAUUGAGAAAGGAGAAGAAGAAAGUCAGGAACAAGAUCUCCGACAACAAUGCAAAAAAGAGGAGGCCAAAACCAGGGAACUACAAGCUGACGUGGUGGCCCUCAAGGAGAAGAUCCACGAACUGAUGCACAAAGAAGAUCAGCUUUCUCAGCUCCAAGUGGACUACUCUGUCCUACAGCAGAGGUUCUUGGAAGAGGAGGAGAAAGCCAAGAAUAUGAGCAUGGAAGUUUUCCACCUCACCAAAGAACUGGAAGUAGCAAAGCGCCAUAGUCGAUCACUACGGCCCAGUUUAAACGGGAGGAGAAUAGUGGAUGUAGCCGUGACAUCCACUGGAGUUCAAACAGAGGCAUCGCCCGCUGGAGCAGCGGAGGAGGAUACCCCAGCUGUGUUUAUCAGGAAGUCUGUUCAAGAAGAGAAUCACAUUAUGAACAAUAUCAGACAGAAGUGCAUGAGGAAACCCAGUGACAAAAGCAACCCCGUUGAGCGUUGUCCUUCAUCUGGCAGUGAUCUAGGUAUCAAGAAGUCCUGGAUUCCCUGGAUGAGGAAAAGGGACAAUACCCCUCAAGAUAACAACCUAGAAAAGCCUCUGCAUGUUAAUGGAGAAAAUUUACCCUCUGAACUGACAGUGCCCCAAAAGCAAGGGCAGCCUCUACACAUCAGAGUAACACCAGAUCACCAAAACAACUUGGCCACUUUUGAAAUCAGCAGCCCGACUACUGAGGAUGUUUUCUCUAGCUCAGCCCCCCUUAGCCCCAACCCAUCACAACCAAAAUCCAGAAUCACAAUCAUUCCCACCUACUCUGCACCGAGCCACAGGCGAAAGGCCCCUGCUGGACCUCACUGCCCUGAAAGGGCCAAGUCUCCAGUCACCAUCACAACUAUAUCUAGAGCCAAGUCUCCAGAAAGCAGUCGAGCCACCUCCACUUCCUCAGGAAGACCCUUGUCCCCUGUCUCUAUUACGACAGUGAGCACUGCUGUAGUGUCCGAAGCAUCUGCCUCACCAGAGCCCCAGGAGAUGACCAUGGGUCGAGCUGUGUUCAAGGUUACCCCUGAGAAGCAAAUGGUCCCAAUGCCUGUGCGGAAGGGCCACAACAACGCAAGCAUCAUAACCACCACUGAGGACAACAAGAUUCAUAUUCAUCUGGGCAACAGCAUCACACCAAAGAUGGUUGUCAGGCCAGUGGCUUCUGUAACAGAGAGCAAAGAAAUGACCUUAUCAACCGGGACAGUUUUGCGCUCGCCUCGUCAAAUCACAACCACUGCCACAAGGAGCACACAGAGUAAAGUGAUGAGCAGUAUUACAAUUUCCCCUGGCACAUCCACUUCUUCCAGGCCCACACAAAGCAUGACUGGGCACGACGCCCAGCCACCUCGCACUGGGCUAACCCGCAUCCCGAUGUCCAAGAGUCUGAAGACGGGGAAGGCUGUGCUGGGAUCCCUGGGGAUCUCAAGUGGUCUGAAACUGGAGACACGGGCUGAGAGUCAGUCUAUGAGAAUAGAAGUCAAGAAAUCCACUGUGAAUAGCAAUACUGUGCAAACUGGGGGCAAAGCCUGACUGACAUAAUACUCCCAGUUCAACUCAUCUACACAUUACAAGGCAUUUCAUUUUUUUAAAAAGGUAAAAUAAAAUGAAGUCUUUUCUAUUUGUUUGUCUCAUAUACAUUUCUGCAAUUUGAAACCCUAUCCUUUGUUACACAGCGUGUAUUUGUAUUGUGAUGGGCAUUUGGGUUAAACAUUAUAUCAGACUGUGCUGCUACUAAUGAAGUCUUGCUUUGAGUGAUUGUGUCACAUAUAAAGAGUUUGUUGAUAUGUUUUAUGAAGACACGUUAUAAGUCAAAAAUACUAGCUUUUGUGUAAAAGAUGUUUAUUUUCUCUGUACAGGAUUUGUACUGAAAUGCAUUUUAAAUAAAUGUGAUGAUCAGA
This is a messenger RNA of Mugil cephalus (flathead mullet), 4336 nucleotides long. Its product is annotated as filamin-A-interacting protein 1-like. The transcript has 6 exons. The coding region runs from base 321 to 3968 and encodes 1215 amino acids. NCBI's taxonomy places the organism in Eukaryota, Metazoa, Chordata, Actinopteri, Mugiliformes, Mugilidae. The record is from RefSeq and is a predicted model, not a curated record.